AUGAUGAGCUCAAAUAAGUUGAUAGCUGUGCAGCUGUAACUGUGAGUCUUUUGCUAUCUGUCUUUCAGUUCACACAUACUGACCAUCACAGACUUUCCUCUGUUUUCUCAGCACUCUGGCAUACCAAUUGAUCUACAACCCACUUCGCAGCCUCAAAGGACCUUGGUACACAAAGUUUACCAAAUUACCAUGGACCUACCAUUCAUUGAUUGGUGAUGUCCACGCAUGGGUUGGUCAACUUCAUGAAGAGUAUGGGGAGAUCGUUCGUGUGGCUCCUGAUCAGUUGUCUUUUACAAGUAGUCAAGCUGUAUGUUCACCCCUUUGAUCUUGGGAUUCAAGUGAAUGUCUGACUAACAUCAUCCCUCAAAGUGGCCAGGUAAGAGACCUCACUUUUGACUUGUAGCCAAAACUCAUCCAUUCUCAGAUAUUUUUGGGAAUAAUCUACCAAAGGAUUUAGGUAAAAGACUCAAGGAAGUUAACGGCGUUGCAAAUAUCGUAAGUCGGCCCACAAAUGCCAUACUUUGAACUCUUCUGAUUCAGGUUUUCGCGUAGCUUAUCGCAGAAGAUCCAGCCCAUCGUCGCAUGAGAAAAUUGGUAUCUCCUGCUUUCUCGGAUAAAGCUUUGAAUUCUCAAGAGCCCCUAUUGGUUUCAUACAUUGACAAGUUGAUAUCGGUUUUGACAGAGAGGGUGUCAGAAAGUCCAACUAGUAUUGUGAACAUUGUUCAAUGGUACAAGUAA
Hymenoscyphus albidus is the source of this 738-nucleotide messenger RNA. The record is from the annotation of a GenBank genome assembly. NCBI's taxonomy places the organism in Eukaryota, Fungi, Ascomycota, Leotiomycetes, Helotiales, Helotiaceae.